This is a messenger RNA of Synchytrium microbalum, 3147 nucleotides long. RefSeq lists its product as uncharacterized. Lineage: Eukaryota; Fungi; Chytridiomycota; Chytridiomycetes; Synchytriales; Synchytriaceae. The coding region runs from base 1 to 3147 and encodes 1048 amino acids. The transcript has 12 exons. The record is from RefSeq and is a predicted model, not a curated record. Gene Ontology annotation, biological process: axoneme assembly. Gene Ontology annotation, cellular component: cytoplasm.
AUGUCCGACUUGGAGCCUAUGACCAGUGACGCGCCAGAGACUGCAGAUCUAGGACCUGAACAACCAGCAAAUGUCGAGAUCUCUGCAUCAAAUUCGUAUGUCGAUGCUGAGAUAUCUGAACAACCAGUAGCUGAAGAUCCCGUAAUAGACACCGCUAGCAUAACGAACGAAUCAAUACCCGAUUCAACCACCAUAGAACCUCCCACCUCCCUCCCAGACCAACAGAUCUCGCAAACAUUAAAUACGAUACCAACCGACGACGCAAAUGAAAUACGCCCACAAGAUACCCAAGAGAUUGAAGCCGUGGAAUCAAAAGCCGAAUCAGUUUCAGAACCUGCUGUAUUUUUAACCGAGGUUAAUGUCUCCCAGCCUUCGACUUCUGCCUUCCCACCACUGGCUGACAAUCAGGCUCCAUCGUCUGCUCGUAUCAUGGCUGAACACGGAUGGAGAGAGGGUAGUGAAGUUGCACCGAAUACCAUGGAAUUAGCGAAUGAUGAGGCUGAUGAUGAAGAGAUGGAGGUGCUGGAUGCUGAUAACCCAUUGAUGCAACGAGUCCAAGAUGCUCUAUACAAACAACUCUCAGAACGAAAUGCUGCUUUGGAGUUGAGUCUUCGUGAACGUGAAGAAUCCGUGAAGCAAGCCAUGACGAGACGAGAAUCUAUCGGUGUGGAAUUAUACGCUCUACAACAACGACUCGCUAGUUUGCAGCAAACUCUGGAGUCCGCUGAUGGUUCGUAUCAGGAAAUCAAGUCAUUCCGUGAAGAGACCGAAAGCACGCUUAAAGUAGCUUCUGAACGGUACAACAAUCAGAGGCAGGGACUGAAUGAACGUGAACGGACAUUGGACUCACAUCGUCAGGAACUCGAAAAGAUCACAAGAGCCAUCAAACAAGUCGAACUUUACAAUGAGCAACUCAAAUCUGAGAUCUCGGUGGCUCGACGAACGACUCUAAAGGCCGAGCAAGACAUGCUAAAGCAGGAAAUGGAGAAAAAGAGACAGGACUUCUUCAUCGACAGCUUGACCGAGAAGCACCACCGAUUAAACGAGCAAAAGUCUCUCUACGAGUCCCAGUACGAAUCUCAACAGCGUGAAACCAAGGCUGCUCAAGAGACACUCCAAGAUGCUGCGAUGGAAAUGGAAGCCAUUCAGUUUGAGAAGAGACAACUGUUGCAUCAGUGGAAGUCUUCCUUGUUGGCUUUACAGCGACGUGAUGAGGUUUUGAAUGGGAUCGAGAAGGAUAUUGCAACCAACAAGGAAACAAUUCAGAACAUCCAGAACGAACUCUCAGCCUUCCGGACAUCCCUACGCAAGGCUCAAGAGCAAGCUGAAUCUCUGUCUGCUACAGUAACCAAACUGGAAACCGAGACAGAUUACGUUCAACGUCAAAUGGAUAACUCUUCUGACGCCCGGUCUAAAUUGAGUCAAGAUUAUUCGGUUCUCAGCCAUGCUAUUCAGCAGAGUGAACAAGAGUUUACGAGAGCAACUCAGGAACGACAAGCCAUCCUGCUCGAGCUCUCAAGUCUAACCAAGACUCUCCAAAAAACCAACGCUGAAGCACGAAAAACCGAAAUCGAAGUCCACGAAAUGCUGCAGACGCAACUUUCAGCCACAAAAGGUUCUCACGGUGCACGCCGUGACAUUACACGUGUAGCAGCUCUGGUCUCUGAAAAAGAAGCUCUCGCAAUACAAAUUCGAAAUGAAAUCUCCAACGCCCAGAUGGAAUCCCUCCAGGUAUUCGGCCGAAUUCAAGAACUCGAGAAAUCAAGUACACGAAUCGAAGACCAGACCCGAGAACGUGAAAUGCUGAUUCAGCGAUACGAGGACGAUAUACGUCGUGGGCAAGAGACACUGGCUAAACGACAAGGGGAAGUGGAUUUGCUGAAUAAAAAAUACGAUCAAUUGCAAUCUAAUCAGCUGGAUGAGACUACUGGGCCACUCGAAUCUGCUAUCAGUAAUUUGACGAGGACUAUUUCGACGAGAGAGGAAGAGUGUAGUGGACUGCAGCAGCAGUGGUUGCGAGUACAGAAUGAGUUGGUCGUGUCGGCUCGAUUGCAUGCUGAGGUGGCAGAUCAGAUCAGCGAAGCUAGGACGAGGCUGGCUGUUUUGACGAGGAAGAGGGCUGUCGUCAACAAUGCAUUCGAAACCGAGGAAGCAGAAAUCCGAUACCAUCAACGACAAGUUCGGCAGCUACAAGCUGAUAUGGUUAAAAUCAAUACCCUUGCUGCUAAACAAUCAACAAUCAAGUCGAAGAUUGAAGAGAGUAAUCUCUUGUUGGAGCAAGAUUUCAGGGCGAAACUCAAGGAUGCAGAAUUGGAUUCCGUUAGACUUGAACAAGCAAUUGAAGAUUCAAAGGCUGAGCGGGAACGUGCUCUGCAAGGCUUAGUUGAAGCAGAACGCCAAAUAAUGCUCUGGCAAAAGAAAAUCCAACUCGCCAAAGAAACCCAAUCCGCACUAGACCCAGAAGAAGGAGCAUCAGAAAUCCGGGAGAUGACUGCUGAGAUACAUCGGAUGCGUCUUCGUGCUGCGUCUCUAACCAAACUACAAGAACAGCUCGUGCAAGAAAUGGAGCGUGCUGUGUUGCGGCGGGGAAGUAUUGCCUUCCGAGCUGGUGUCAACAAGGCGACUGGCAAUGAAUCUGGCAAGGAUAUAUUGAAAAAACAAGCGCAAGAUAUUGGAAAGAAGUUGAAGCAGGCUAUGGGAGAUGCCAAGGCUGCUGAAGAAGUUCUUCAAAUGUUGAGAAAAUCAUUAUCUCAAGCCAUGGAACAAGCUGAGUCGUCUGAAUCUUCGUGUCAGACAAUGGAAGCAAAGGAACGUGCUCUCAUACUUCAGACUGAGAACAAGAUGACUGAAAAGCAGUUGAUUGGAACUUUGGCAAUCAUAUCUCAAAAGCAAGCUAAACGAUACGAGGAAAUCAAGGCUGGUGGAUACAAGCUUCAAUGGAAGGUACCUGAAAAUCGUACUGCGGAGUUGGAUAAGCAGUAUGAGCGUGCUAAUAAGGUACUGGAUACCAUUAAGGAUUUGGAGAACCAAUACGGGCAAUUCAUAUCCGAUAUGGUGAAGAACUAUGUGGCUGCAUCUUCUAAACCAUACCCACCAGCAAUUUCCGCAUCUCGACCCUUAUCGGUGCUCGAUGUUGGCAGGGACUGA